AACAUGAUCUUGUAAGUCCCUAUCUCAAUACUUUAGGGACCAAGUGUUCCCAUGUGCGUGUCCUUAAUUAUACUCCCAAGUUGAAAUACAUGAUUCAUGAGCACCAAAAAGUUGGUAAAAUAAGGCUGCUCAAUACCUCAAGAACCAUCAUCAUGACCUUUUAUUUCCAUCUUUUGUUCCUAGUGCUUUACCCAAACAAGUCACUCACAAAAUUACACACACACUAGGGUUAGGGUUAGUCACCACCAGCAAACACUGACUCAUAUAUGUAUAUAUAAAUAGAGCUAGAGCUAUCCCUAGUGUGAUCAUCAUCUGGCAAUCUGAUUUGCUGGGGUUACAUAUAUUUUGGGUGAAACAAUAAACUGAUUGGAGCCCAAAAUAUACACACAAGUCAAACAUCGAGAAAUUAGAGAUCAAGUUGAUUAGGGUUUGUGUGAUAUCAAGCAUCAUGAAGAAGAGACAGGUAGUGGUGAAAAGUGUGGCCAACACUUCAUCUUCAGUGAUGAGAAACAUAAGAUAUGGUGAGUGCCAGAAGAAUCAUGCAGCGAAUAUUGGAGGGUAUGCUGUUGAUGGUUGCAGGGAAUUCAUGGCUAGUACAGGGGAAGGUGCUGGUGGGGCACUUACAUGUGCGGCUUGUGGCUGCCACAGGAACUUCCACAGAAGGGAAGUGAAUACUGAGGUAGUUUGUGAGUACUCUCCUCCUAAUUCUGGUCGCUAAAGAAAAAAAAGGGAAGAAAAAAAUUGAGUGAGAAGAGUUUGUGUAUUAUCAAAUUAGUUAACUGAUAAUUGAAUUUUUCUUUCCAUAUUUAAUUUCUUUCAUUUGUGUUCUUGUAAGCGUGGAUGGAUUGAUGAUUGAUUAUCAACAGAGAAUUAUUCUUGUAAAAGAAAAUUUUAAUUAAGCUCCAGGUGUUUUGGAAUGUUAUAUGUAUCCAGAUUCCAGGCUUUCUAUAUAUUAUUCUUUUCCCCCUA
Messenger RNA from Glycine soja, 969 nucleotides. Its product is annotated as mini zinc finger protein 3-like. Lineage: Eukaryota; Viridiplantae; Streptophyta; Magnoliopsida; Fabales; Fabaceae. Gene Ontology annotation, cellular component: nucleus. Gene Ontology annotation, molecular function: transcription cis-regulatory region binding; DNA-binding transcription factor activity. Bases 449 to 718 code for a protein of 89 amino acids. Gene Ontology annotation, biological process: regulation of DNA-templated transcription; regulation of developmental process. The record is from RefSeq and is a predicted model, not a curated record. The transcript has a single exon.